Messenger RNA from Drosophila montana, 2497 nucleotides. RefSeq names its product alanine--glyoxylate aminotransferase 2, mitochondrial. The record is from RefSeq and is a predicted model, not a curated record. Gene Ontology annotation, molecular function: L-alanine:glyoxylate transaminase activity; pyridoxal phosphate binding. Gene Ontology annotation, biological process: glyoxylate catabolic process. The transcript is spliced from 4 exons. Bases 218 to 1771 code for a protein of 517 amino acids. NCBI's taxonomy places the organism in Eukaryota, Metazoa, Arthropoda, Insecta, Diptera, Drosophilidae. Gene Ontology annotation, cellular component: mitochondrion.
UUGGGGUUUUGACGUCGUUACGCGCGGUCCGAUUCCAUUUGAUUCGUGCGAGAUCGGCGGCCAAUAACAGUUUUAUUAUUUACAGUUUCCAGUGCAAAAGCAAAAUUGUUAAAUUCUAGACAAGUAGACACAUUAAUCAGGAAGUGUAGCAUUAACUUGCAACAUUUGCAUUAACAUCAGGAAAUUCACAACUGUAGAUUAUUACAGAACAGUCAACAUGAUGUCGAAGAGAAUAUUGGCUCAGACAACACGCCAGCUGAUCCGCACCAGCUCCACAUUGCACUCGAAGGCGGCGCCGGCGGUCAUGUCGCAGCAGCAGAUCGAGAUGCCCGAAUGUGAGCAUCGGCCGGCGGCGUACAGUGGGCCCAGCUACGAGCAAAUCCUGGAAACCCGCAAAACCCAUCUGACGCCCAAUUUAAUGGCACACUUCAAGAAGCCGCUGGUCAUCCACGCCGGCCACAUGCAGUGGCUGUACGAUCACGAGGGCCGUCGCUAUCUGGACAUGUUUGGUGGCAUUGUUACCGUCUCCGUGGGCCACUGUCAUCCCAAAGUAAACCAGGCGCUGAGUGAUCAAAUCUCCAAGCUGUGGCACACGACGAACAUUUAUAUGCAUCCCAAGAUUCAUGAGUAUGCCGAGCGUUUGACAGCCAAGUUUCCGGGCAAUCUGAAGGCCGUGUGCUUUGUCAACUCUGGCUCGGAGGCCAAUGAUCUGGCCAUGCUAAUGGCGCGUCUUCAUACCGGCAACCAGGAUAUCUUAACCUUCCGGAAUGCCUAUCACGGCAUGUCGCCCUAUACAAUGGGUCUGACGGCACACUCCACGUGGCGCUAUCCGCUGCCGGGUGUGAACAAUGGCAUCCUGCAUGUCAUGAAUCCGGAUCCGUAUCAGGGCAUCUGGGGCGGCUCGGCUUGCCGCGAUUCGCCCGUGCAGACAACGCGCAGCUGCAAUUGCGCGCCCGACGAUUGCCAGGCGGGCACGAAUUACUACAAUGAGCUGGAGCAGACGUUCAAGUACUCGCUGCCCCGUGGCAAGGUGGCCGCCAUGUUUGCCGAGUCCAUUCAGGGCGUCGGCGGCACCGUGCAGUUCCCCAAGGGCUAUCUGAAGCGGGCGGCAGCGCUGGUUCGUGCCAAUGGCGGACUCUUUGUGACGGACGAGGUGCAAACUGGCUUUGGCCGCACGGGCGACCAUUUCUGGGGCUUCCAGGCGCACGACUACACACCGGACAUUGUCACCAUGGCCAAGGGCAUUGGCAAUGGCUUCCCUCUGGCCGCUGUCGUGACAACGCCCGAGAUCGCCGCCUCGCUGGGCAUGGCGCUGCAUUUCAAUACGUACGGCGGUAAUCCUAUGGCCAGCGCCGUGGGCAUAGCCGUGCUGGACGUCAUCGAGGAGGAGCAGCUGCAGCUCAACUCCCUGGAGGUGGGCACCUAUUUCCUCAAGUGCUUGCAGGAGCUGCAGCAGCGCUUCGAACUGAUCGGCGAUGUGCGCGGCAAGGGACUGAUGAUUGGCGUCGAGCUGGUCAACGAUCGUGAGACGCGUGCUCCGCUGGCUGCGCCCCAUGUGCUGGACAUCUGGGAGACGUGCAAGGAUAUGGGUGUGCUUUUCGGUCGCGGUGGUCUGCAUGGCAAUGUGCUCAGCUUUAGGCCGCCCCUGUGCCUCAAUUACGAGGAUGUGGAAUUUACUUUGCAUAUUUUAGAAACAGUUUUCGUGGAGCACAUGAACAAAAGGCCACGCAGCUGGAGAACAAUAACAACCAGAAGUCGUGGCAAUCACUAACAUUUACAAUAUUUUAUAUAAUAUUUAUUACUUAACAUAAGAUCAAAAUAAUUGAGCUGAAUUUGAGAGCAGCUUAGAGAGCGCAAAUCGAAUUGAAAAGCAGACUGUGAGCAUUUUACAUUCCAAUGACACUGAGCGAGGCUUCACCUUAAAUGUAGUUAUUUUUAAAAUUGUAUAUAUAUAAAUGUAUAUAUAUAUUGUAUAUAGAUAUUUUAGGCACAGCAUUUUCAUUUAAGAGAGUUCGAUCCUGUUUUGGCAAAGACUGUACAAUAGUUGAACUCUCGCAAGUAUUUGCGACAAUUCAUUUAGCAUUUGGUAUGUUUUUUUGUUUGCUUCUAAAUUUCUAAUUUAAUUUGUUAACAAUAAUUUAACUCAUUUUGCAAAUGCAAACUAUGUCUUAACACUAUUUAACACAAUUCCUAUUCGAAUCAGCAGACGCCAUCGUCAGCGGGUGUUGUUGUCACUUGUGGCUCAGGCAGGAGCCCGAUCUCCGUUGGCUAGACCUGUAUAUCAAUGGGUUUGCCAUCAUUGAUGUAGUCCGACGAGAGCAACGUUUCCGACAGCUCCUUGCGCGCCUUGUGCACCACCCAAAACAUCAGCGCGAGACCACAAAUUACCUUAAGUUCAUAAAAAGAAUAUUAAAUUAACUAGAACUUAUGUUUAGAAUUUAAAAUAUAACUAUUAACUUGCAUUCUAUACAUUGCUAGCAUUGCUUAUUAAUUAAAA